AUCAGCUCAGUCUGGCUUUAACAAUCCAAACGGCCACAUCGCGCUUAGUUUAAAAAUAAAAAAUAUAACAAAAAAAAAAUAGAAGAAAUAAAUCUAUAUAUAGAAUAAAUAUAUUAUAGUGCUGUGUGCGUAAAAGAUUAAAAUUGAAUAUUUACAAAAUGUGGCGCUUACUUAUGGCAUCGAUGAUGAUAAGUGCGGCUUGCUGUGAGAUGGAUCUUUGGCGGCCAGAUUUGAGGUCGCCCGAAAACAUGGCCUAUAUAGAUCGAAUUGGCCAAGAAUGGAAAGAGCAGCAACAACAAUAUCAAUUAAAGCAACAAGAGAAACAGAAACAACAACAAAUUCAACAGGAACUACUGCAGCAGCAACAGCAACAGUCUCAACCACAAAAUCCAUUUUCAAAGGACCAACCAACUGUUUUGUUACCAACACUGCCACCCCUUACCUCUCCCGGCCUUGUCAAUGGCCUUGGCAAUAAAAUCGACCCAGUGGGGGCCCGCAUCCAGCCUCCAAGUGCUAUACAAAAUCCAUUUCCGGCUGCAAGUUCCGGCUUUGGCCAAACACGUGUCGAUCUAGCCACCUCGGAUGGAGUAGCCAAAAGUGUCCUGCACUUUGCCAAUCUUUUGGGCCAAAAUUUGAGCAACAAGAAAACGGAAAUCUUCUCACCACUGAGCAUUGUCAACGCCCUGGCACUUUUAUAUUUGGGCGCCAAGGGACCUAGCCACCGUGAAUUGGAAUAUGUUUUCGCACAAGUAGAUCCGAUUAAGUUGCAUGAACAGUUUGGAUUAAUGCUGAAGGAUUUGCAGCAACCGACAAGGGAUCUGGUGUCCCAGGGACGACCUGUGGUCAACUGGAGGGCUGUCAACGGAAUGCGAGCCAAUCGCCGGGCCCAGAGGCCAGGAGCCCAUGAGGUGCACCUCGCCAAUGGAAUAUUCACCCAGAAUGGGUACUCGCUCAACCCUGACUACAGACAAGCAGCUGCCGAAGUAUAUGGAUCGGAAAUUCAGAGCAUGGACUUUGAAGGCAGUCCUGAGGGAUCCCGAUACAACAUUAACAACUGGGUGGCGAGGAACACCAACAACCACAUUGAUAACAUUAUUUCGAGUAAAAUUCCUCAGAGCACCAAGAUGAUUCUGGCCAACGCAUUGUACUUUAAGGCCUUUUGGGAAACUGACUUCAUAGAGAGUGCUACCAGGUUGGAUAACUUUUAUCCGAACGGCGAGGGCACCCAGCCGGUGGUGCGGGUUAGGAUGAUGGCAACUGCUGGCUCCUUCCCCUACCACGAAGAUCACCAGCUGGGCUGCAGGAUCAUUGGACUUCCCUACAGAGGCAACCUGAGCACCAUGUACGUUAUCCAGCCCCUGCAAUCCUCUCAGCAGGAACUGCAGGCACUGCAAAGGAAACUGACUCCGGAGCUUAUAGAAGAUCUCAUUGGUAAAAUGUACAGACGAACGGCUCUGUUGGCUUUCCCCAAACUGCACCUUACGGAGUCCGUGAAUCUUAAAACCAUUUUGCAAAAGAUGGGACUGGGUGGCAUUUUCAGUGCCGUUCAAAAUGAUCUCUCCCUGAUUGCCACACGAGAGCCCACGGCGGCCAAUUCCUAUGGUGGCGGCAACAGCCUUCAGAAUCUGGAAGCACAGCGAAGAGCCGCCGGAGCGGGAGGAGGACGCUCUGAUCUGGUGGUGGACGAUAUAGUCCACAAAGUGGAUUUCACGGUCAAUGAACAGGGUACGGAAGCGGCGGCUGCCACGGUCACGUACCUAAAGAAAUCCGGCCCGGAUGUUCUCUUCCGGUGCGACACACCAUUCAUGGUCAUCGUGCGCCACGAUCCCACCAAGCUGGUGCUUUUCUACGGGAUCAUCAACCAGCCACCGGCUGAACGCUGAAAAGUAGCACCUUAGUUCGUCGACUUUUAGUUAGGAAUCAAUGAUAUCAUUUAAAAUGAUGCUAAAAAUAAAUAUAAUUCAUAUUUUAAGAUCAUAAAA
Molecule: messenger RNA, 1982 nt
Organism: Drosophila bipectinata
Lineage: Eukaryota; Metazoa; Arthropoda; Insecta; Diptera; Drosophilidae
Gene: Spn28Dc
Product: Serpin 28Dc
Molecular function (GO): serine-type endopeptidase inhibitor activity
Source: RefSeq, a predicted model, not a curated record